Messenger RNA from Sorghum bicolor (sorghum), 1129 nucleotides. Its product is annotated as proteasome subunit alpha type-2. The record is from RefSeq and is a predicted model, not a curated record. NCBI's taxonomy places the organism in Eukaryota, Viridiplantae, Streptophyta, Magnoliopsida, Poales, Poaceae. Gene Ontology annotation, biological process: ubiquitin-dependent protein catabolic process. The transcript has 11 exons. Bases 155 to 862 code for a protein of 235 amino acids. Gene Ontology annotation, cellular component: proteasome core complex; proteasome core complex, alpha-subunit complex.
AGGCCCGCGAGGCAGAUCCCCUCCCCCUCUCUUUGCUUUGCUUCAUCUCUUCUUCCCACGGCAACUGGCAACAAAUUGAUUCGCCCAACUCUUUCCCCCGCCCGAAGAAAGGAAACGAAGGCGGCGGCCGGCGAGGUAACCGGCGAGCUCGGCUAUGGGGGACAGCCAGUACUCCUUCUCUCUUACCACCUUCAGCCCGUCGGGGAAGCUGGUGCAGAUCGAGCACGCCCUGACGGCGGUGGGCUCCGGGCAAACCUCCCUGGGGAUCAAAGCUUCUAAUGGAGUUGUUAUUGCCACUGAGAAGAAAUUACCUUCUAUUUUAGUGGAUGAAACAUCUGUGCAAAAGAUUCAAGCAUUGACUCCAAAUAUUGGAGUUGUUUACAGUGGGAUGGGUCCGGAUUUCCGUGUUCUAAUGAGGAAAAGCCGGAAACAAGCACAACAGUAUUACCGGUUGUAUAAGGAAACUAUACCUGUUACACAACUUGUCAGAGAAACAGCUGCUGUUAUGCAGGAGUUCACACAGUCUGGCGGUGUAAGACCAUUUGGUGUAUCUUUGUUGAUUGCUGGGUAUGAUGACAAUGGCCCGCAGUUGUACCAGGUAGACCCUUCAGGAUCAUACUUCUCCUGGAAAGCAUCAGCUAUGGGGAAAAAUGUGUCCAAUGCAAAGACAUUUCUUGAGAAGAGGUACACAGAAGAUAUGGAGCUUGAUGAUGCCAUACAUACUGCAAUUUUGACUUUGAAAGAAGGAUACGAAGGGCAGAUCUCUUCCAACAAUAUUGAGAUCGGGAUCAUUCGCUCUGACUGUGAGUUCAGGGUUCUGAGCCCCGCAGAGAUCAAGGAUUUUCUGGAAGAGGUGGAGUAAGCUGCCCCUCAACGAUUUGCGAGUUUCAGAAACGAGAGAAGCAUAAAUUCAAGUGGCCGGGUCCAAGCCCCACGAAGUUUUUCAGAUCCUUUAGUUUUAUUAUUUUUCAAUCUUUGAACAGACUGUCUGCAGUAGGGACAUUCAGUGGCGAAGCUAGAGGAGAAUGGAGGGGGGUGCGCUAUUACCUAUUACUGUACUAAAAGUAUGGCUAUGCAUAUGAUUUCAUAUGUUUUUUUCUAAACAAGCAUUCAUUUAGUUUGAACUUAA